Messenger RNA from Fomitopsis serialis, 2196 nucleotides. RefSeq names its product glycoside hydrolase superfamily. Gene Ontology annotation, biological process: carbohydrate metabolic process. The transcript has 15 exons. Bases 1 to 2196 code for a protein of 731 amino acids. Lineage: Eukaryota; Fungi; Basidiomycota; Agaricomycetes; Polyporales; Fomitopsidaceae. Gene Ontology annotation, molecular function: beta-glucosidase activity. The record is from RefSeq and is a predicted model, not a curated record.
AUGCUCUCUCGGACAGACUCUGAGGCAUCUUUCAUCCUAGUCGGCUCUGAAUCAGUCACAGAUGACAAAGGCUCUGAUGCCGAAACACCUCGGGCUGAGCUGAAUCGCAUGUUACCGGUGUCCCGUUUACGACGGCAUUGUCCAGUUAAGCGGAGCUCAGCCUCUCAAGCUUCAAGACCACAAACACCCGAGCAAACAUUUGCGCACGACUGGUCUGCUGCAGGUACUGGUGGGAGGCUGUACAUUCACGGCCGGCACUUCGUCGACGCGCACGGACGUGUAUGCAACCUCCGCGGCGUGAACUUGUCCGGGAACUGCAAAACGCCAACGAACCACGACCAUGACAGCUUUCCUGCCAACCAUGCGGAUGUGACAUUCGUCGGACGACCAUUCCCUCUUGAAGAGGCCCCGGACCACUUCGCAAGGCUUCGUCGAUGGGGUUUAACGUUUAGUACGAGUGCUGGGUAUUAUGGCCCUGUUACUUCCAGUGGGAUCUAUGAUACCGACUACCUAUCCUACAUCCACGUAUGGUCGCGCUACUCUGGCGGAUCCGGAGCACCGGCGUGGACACUGGAGGCGGUCGGCUUUGACCUGCAUGGUCUCGAGGAACCGGGCGCCGCAUGGCUGAGGGGUGUGAAGGGUGGAGGACACAUCGAAGACGAGCGAGGGCUUUGGCCAUGCGGCUACCAGAAGCUCGCUGCUGCUACCAUGGCAACAUGUUUCUGGGCAGGCGACACAUUCGCGCCCAAGUUGAGGGUCAAGAACACGGAAGGAGAAGAGGUCUCGAUACAGGUGUUCCUCCAGACGGCCUUCCUGAACAUGUGGAAAGUCCUCGCCCAGGCCGUCGGGGAUCUGGAAGGUGUGCUAGGCUUCGAGAUUAUGAACGAGCCGCACCGAGGCUACGUCGAACUCCACUCCAUGCACGCGUUUGACUACAACACUGAUCUCCACCUUGGACAUGUCCCGACUGCAUUCCAAUCGUUCAUGCUCGGCGCUGGUCACCCGGCGACAGUCGGCUUCUGGACGCGCUCCUUCCCCAUGCCCACGCGGCGCACCUCCACGAAAGUGCUCAACACCGCGCGCCAGAAGGCGUGGCGCGACGACGGCCCGACCAACGGACUGUGUAUCUGGGAGAUGCACGGCGUGUGGGGCUGGGACCGCCGGAAGGACGAGGGCGUGGUGCUGAGGGAGAGCUACUUCACGAAGGACCCGAUGACGGGGCGGAAGGUCGACUGGUACGAGGACUUCUACUACCCGUUCUUCUGUCCGGCGUCGUGGACGGCCGAGCGACGACCUGCGAACAUGAUCUACGCACCACACUGGUAUGAUCUGAACGGGCUGUUCACAAAAGCCUUCGGCAACUUUACCGUGAACGUGCAAGGAUUGUCUAGGGGCAUGUUCCCCCUCAAAGCUUUCUACUGGGGUCACCGAGGCGCCCGAGACAACUUCGCUCUGCAGAUCCAAAACAUCGUCGAAGCUGGGUAUCGCUCUCUCGGCGAGAGGCCAGUUAUCAUCGGGGAGUGCGGUAUUCCUAUGGAUAUGAACAAAGGCGAGGCUUUCAAGACGGAUAGGUGGCAGUGGCAGACCUGCAUGAUGGACGCGAUGCUCACCGCGCUAGACCGCGCUCUCAUCGGCUUCACGCUGUGGAACUACAACCCAGACAACGAGGACCACACGGGCGACGACUGGAACGGCGAGAACUUCUCGUGGUUCAGUCGCCGCCGCGCGCUGACCGGCAUGUGGCUCGACCACGCGCAAGCGUCGCCCACGCUCGACAACGGCGCGCGCAUCCUCCGCGCCUUCGUCCGGCCGUACCCAGCCAAGACCGCGGGCAUCCCGAUAGACUUCUCGUACGAGAUGAACACGGGCGCGUUCGAGUGCGCAUGGGUCGUCCCUGGGCCCUCCGCCGACGAGCCCGCCAGCCCCAGCGUGCACAGGCCGCCUACCUCCGCGGACGCGCACCCAGAGCUGACGAGCAAGGUCACGGAGAUAUACCUGCCGUCGAUGAUCGCGCACGACCGGAAGAGCCGGCAGACGCUGAGCAUCGAGCCUGCGGCGCUCACGCCGGGGCAGGUCCAUCGCGUGUCGGUGAAGGUGCUUCUGGGAGACUUUGGGACCCACGUCGUCGCGGCUUUCGUGCUCUUGUUCUCGUUUUUGAUCGCUGUCGUGUUGGUCAUGCUCUCCGAGACGGCCUGA